CGUGAGCGCAUUUGCGUUGCCAAGAUCGACACGAUGACGAGAUCGGUCGCUUGCCGCCGAGACAAGAGACGCCAUCCGAGCAAGCGCUGGUUCAUCCACUUCAUUUUGCGUGCUUUAAGCGGACUCGUGCUCUGGCGCGGCAUCGUGGGUCUGACGUGCUGCGAGUCGCCGGCCGUCGUCGUUCUCAGCGGCAGCGUCUACCAGCGUGGCGACAUCCUCUUCCUCGGCAACAGUGAGCCCAAGAUUGAUAUUGGCGACACUGUCGUCUUCACGGUAAAAGACCGGGACAUCCCGAUUGCCCACCGCGUGCUCCAAGUCCACACGCGCAACUCGGAUGGCGUCGACUUUUACUUGACCAAAGGCGACGACAACUCCGUGAACGAUCGCGGGCUCUACGCGCCAGGUCAGCUCUGGCUGCCCCGAGGCGAUAUUGUCGGCGUUGUGCGUGCCUCAAUUCCGUGCGUUGGCAUGACCGUAAUCUUCAUGAACGACUACCCACUCUUCAAGAUCCUCGCCAUUGGUCUCAUCGCCCGAACGAUCCAUGGCGCAGUAUCCUCGCGCGGGACUUUCCAUGCUUAUGGCGCGCUCUUCCUUCUCGCUGCUGGUCUUCUUUGUCAGUCGUGCGUCUAGUGACACGGCCAUUGCCUCUUUAUCUUGGCGAGUAGACUUCGACAUUUUAAGCCACUCGCUAGUUAUGAAUCAACGACAACAACGGGACUUGACAUGGUC
This is a messenger RNA of Saprolegnia parasitica CBS 223.65, 729 nucleotides long. RefSeq lists its product as hypothetical. Bases 34 to 630 code for a protein of 198 amino acids. The transcript has a single exon. Gene Ontology annotation, molecular function: peptidase activity. Lineage: Eukaryota; Oomycota; Saprolegniomycetes; Saprolegniales; Saprolegniaceae. Gene Ontology annotation, cellular component: signal peptidase complex; membrane. The record is from RefSeq and is a predicted model, not a curated record.